Messenger RNA from Drosophila bipectinata, 896 nucleotides. It is a transcript of the gene edl, whose product is annotated as ETS-domain lacking. Gene Ontology annotation, molecular function: sequence-specific DNA binding. Lineage: Eukaryota; Metazoa; Arthropoda; Insecta; Diptera; Drosophilidae. The record is from RefSeq and is a predicted model, not a curated record.
AACAAAACAAAUAAUUAAGAUUGACAAAUUGAAAAGCCCGAAAACGAUUCAGCCUCAACGGAGAUUCGCCAGAGUGGAUUAACAUUUUUGUUUCGACCAAGACAAGAACCGAGAGCCCAACAAUGCAAGUGGAGUCCAGCUACCCGAAAUACGCCGGACGUGUGCCUCCGCUGGACCUGUCCCAGGUGAACGCCACCCAGGACCUGUGGAGUGGCAGUGGAGUGGCCAGCACACCCUCCUCGAAGCGGCACCUCCACCACCCCUACCAGAUGCUGGACAAGUGCCGAGGCGGCGGAGUGGUGUCCCUGAUCAGCAAUAGCUCCGCCACCUCCGACGACAACAACAAUCGACUUCUGGGCAUGGAAGACGGGGGCAUGACCAGCCUGCUGCAUCCCAUGGGCUCCGACGGCCUGCCCCUGGAUCCGCGCGACUGGACGCGAGCGGAUGUCUGGAAGUGGCUCAUCAACAUGGCCGUCUCCGAGGGCCUGGAAGUGACGCCCGAACUGCCCCAGAAGUUCCCCAUGAACGGCAAGGCCCUGUGCCUCAUGAGUCUGGACAUGUACCUGUGCCGCGUCCCCGUCGGCGGCAAGAUGCUCUACCGUGACUUCCGGGUGCGACUCGCCCGGGCCAUGGCCCUGCUCUCAUAAUCCGCAUCUCGCGGAUACACGCAGCUAUCCCUCAAACGGUUGUACAUAUGUAUCUCUAGGGUUCGUUUAGCCUAAACUAUUUACUAAAGUUAGUUGUAAUGCCUAGUCGGUAGAUAUUCGUUAGCUAAGUCCUUAGCCAUAAUUGAUUCUGCAUUUCAAUGUUGUCAGAGAUUGCUCCGCGGAAGAGCAGUUCGAAUGCUGUCCUAUUAGCGUGCUAAGUUUUGCAUCCGACGAUGAAAAUAUAAAUAU